ACUGGUAUUGACCAUAGACCGUUAAAAUAACGUAAUAACAUUGGUGGUGUUUAACGCAGCCAGCAGGGGGCACCAAUGUUCAGAGCUGCUGGUGGAUGAUCCGGAUGUUGACUAGUGAUGCCUGGGUGAUGCGGACCGACAGGCCACCACGCUGCUGGAGAAAUGGACGCCUUCGAGUUGUUUCGGAAACUCGGAGCUGGAGCAAAAUUUGACCUGAAGAAGUUUGGUCAAGACGCCGCUCGGUUUAAGGUUGCCAGGUCUCACGGAGGGGAAGCGUCUUUAGAUGCUCUCUCUGCGAUCGACUACUUUGGAAGAGGACCAACCAAUGGAUCCCAGAGCAGUUCAAUAGGACUGGAGGAGGAGAAGGAUGAUGGUGAUGAUGGUGAUGGAGAGGAGUAUGAGGUGGGAAGUGAAAGUGGAGAUUCUGGUGCAGGAGGCAAAAGGAAGCAAAGGGAGAAAGACGUGAGGACGAAAAAGAAAAAGAAGAAAAGCAACAAGGUGGAGGUGGAAGCUGGUGGUGGAGCGCUGGAAGACGUGGAGGGAAGCGGCAUCACCUGGACCUCCGCAUUGGACAGAAAGAUUCAAAACCUGCCGAGUGACGGGAAGGAGAAAUCCUCGCUGAAGAGGCUGAAGCAUCUUCAUCAGGAAAAGGUGAAUCGUAUUCGCUCUCAACACCGUAUAAAUGUGCACGGCUGCGAUGUACCCAACCCUGUGUGCACAUUUGAGGAGCUCCAGUCCGAGUAUCGUCUCAACCCACGUGUCCUUCAGAACCUCAAAGACGCAGGGCUGAGCUCCCCGACGCCAGUACAGAUGCAGGCGAUACCGCUCAUGAUGCAUGGUCGGGAGCUCCUGGCCUGCGCUCCCACAGGAUCAGGAAAGACUUUAGCUUUCUGUCUCCCGCUGCUCACCCACCUGCAGCAGCCGGCCAACCUGGGCUUCAGAGCUGUGGUCAUCUCCCCGACCAGAGAACUGGCCAACCAGACCUACAGAGAGCUGCUCCGCCUGUCGGAGGGAGUAGGAUUUAGAGUUCACAUCAUGGACAAAGCCUCUCUGGCAGCCAAGAAAUAUGGACCGCAGUCAAACAAAAAAUACGAUAUACUCGUCAGUACUCCAAACAGACUCGUCUUCCUUCUCAAGCAGGAUCCUCCAGCUCUCGACCUCAGCAGUGUGGAGUGGCUGGUUGUCGAUGAGUCUGAUAAGCUGUUUGAGGGCGGUAAGACGGGCUUCAGGGAGCAGCUCGCCGCAGUCUUUCUGGCCUGUUCUGGUUCGAAGGUGCGCAGGGCUUUCUUCAGCGCCACCUGCACGCCAGAUGUAGAGCAGUGGUGCCGUCUGAACCUAGACAACCUGGUGUCUGUCAACAUUGGACACAGAAAUACGGCAGUUGACUCUGUGGAACAGGAUCUGCUGUUUGUUGGGACGGAGAACGGCAAACUGGUGGCCAUGAGGGAUAUCAUCAAAAAAGGUUUCCUGCCUCCCAUGCUGGUGUUUGUGCAGUCUAUAGACCGAGCACGGGAGCUUUUCCACGAGUUGGUGUACGAAGGCAUCAAUGUAGACGUGAUCCACGCAGACCGCACGCAGCAGCAGAGGGACAACGUAGUGAACAGUUUCCGGUCUGGUAAAAUUUGGGUGUUGAUCUGCACGGCUCUGCUCGCCAGAGGAAUCGACUUUAAAGGAGUCAACCUCGUGCUGAACUACGACUUCCCCACCAGCUCUGUGGAGUACAUCCACCGAAUUGGUCGGACUGGUAGAGCUGGACAUCAGGGGAAGGCCAUCACCUUCUUCACAGAAAAUGACAAGCCACUGCUGCGCAGCAUCGCCAACGUGAUAAAACAAGCUGGCUGUCCCGUACCCGACUACAUGAUUGGCUUCAAGAAGAUACACAGCAAAGUGAAGCGGAGACUUGAAAAGAAACCUCCCACGAGAAGCACCAUCUGCACAACCCCUCGCUUCUUAAUGAAGAAAAAAGGCAAAGCUCCAAAUAAAGGACAGAAAAGAGAGAAGCAGGCAGCAGGCGGUAAGCAGAAAGAAGAAAAUGGAUCUCAAACCGCCGUACAGAUGCAGAAAGGAGAAAAGACGACAAAAGGACAGGAGCUGAAGAGAAGAAAUAAAACACAGAAAGAAGGGGGAAGAGAAAAACACAAAAAGGCGUCUGAGAAGACAGGAUCGAAUUCUUCUGGGGCCAAGUUAAAAAAGAAAAAGGGGAAGAAAAAUAAGCCACAAGAGCAAUAGAUGAGAGUGGUACAAGUAGACUGAUAUGAAGAUGGACAUGGAUUUUAAUUUUAAUGUUUCUGUCUGAUUUACUGCUUAUUUUCACACUUGCUUUGUAUUAUCAGAGUAUGAAAUAAACUGUUUAUAAAUA
Molecule: messenger RNA, 2359 nt
Organism: Perca flavescens (yellow perch)
Lineage: Eukaryota; Metazoa; Chordata; Actinopteri; Perciformes; Percidae
Gene: ddx52
Product: DEAD (Asp-Glu-Ala-Asp) box polypeptide 52
Exons: 15
Coding region: 163-2229 (688 amino acids)
Biological process (GO): maturation of SSU-rRNA
Cellular component (GO): cytosol
Molecular function (GO): ATP binding; nucleic acid binding; RNA helicase activity
Source: RefSeq, a predicted model, not a curated record